Molecule: messenger RNA, 4223 nt
Organism: Chlorocebus sabaeus (green monkey)
Lineage: Eukaryota; Metazoa; Chordata; Mammalia; Primates; Cercopithecidae
Gene: GNA12
Product: G protein subunit alpha 12
Biological process (GO): Rho protein signal transduction; adenylate cyclase-modulating G protein-coupled receptor signaling pathway
Cellular component (GO): brush border membrane; heterotrimeric G-protein complex; cytoplasm
Molecular function (GO): G-protein beta/gamma-subunit complex binding; GTPase activity; D5 dopamine receptor binding
Source: RefSeq, a predicted model, not a curated record
CGGGCCCGAGUGGCGGCCGGGCGACGAGUGCGGGCCUCGGAGCGACGGCAGCGGCGGCGGCGGCGGCGGACGCGGCCUGAGGCGAGCGGCGGGGCGUGGGGCGGUGCCUCGGCCCGGGCUCGCCCUCGCCGGCGGGAGCGUCCAUGGCCCCCGGGCGCCGGCGGGGCGCGGCCGCGGCCUGAGGGGCCAUGUCCGGGGUGGUGCGGACCCUCAGCCGCUGCCUGCUGCCGGCCGAGGCCGGCGGGGCCCGCGAGCGCAGGGCGGGCGGCGGCGCGCGCGACGCGGAGCGCGAGGCCCGGAGGCGCAGCCGCGACAUCGACGCGCUGCUGGCGCGCGAGCGGCGCGCGGUCCGGCGCCUGGUGAAGAUCCUGCUGCUGGGCGCGGGCGAGAGCGGCAAGUCCACGUUCCUUAAGCAGAUGCGCAUCAUCCACGGCCGCGAGUUUGACCAGAAGGCGCUGCUGGAGUUCCGCGACACCAUCUUCGACAACAUCCUCAAGGGCUCAAGGGUUCUUGUUGAUGCACGAGAUAAGCUUGGCAUUCCCUGGCAGUAUUCUGAAAAUGAGAAGCAUGGGAUGUUCCUGAUGGCCUUCGAGAACAAGGCGGGGCUGCCCGUGGAGCCCGCCACCUUCCAGCUGUACGUCCCGGCCCUGAGCGCACUCUGGAGGGAUUCUGGCAUCAGGGAGGCUUUCAGCCGGAGGAGCGAGUUCCAGCUGGGGGAAUCAGUGAAGUACUUCCUGGACAACUUGGACCGGAUCGGCCAGCUGAAUUACUUUCCUAGUAAGCAAGACAUUCUGCUGGCGAGGAAGGCCACCAAGGGAAUUGUGGAGCAUGACUUCGUUAUUAAGAAGAUCCCAUUUAAGAUGGUGGAUGUGGGCGGCCAGCGGUCCCAGCGCCAGAAGUGGUUCCAGUGCUUCGACGGGAUCACGUCCAUCCUGUUCAUGGUCUCCUCCAGCGAGUACGACCAGGUCCUCAUGGAGGACAGGCGCACCAACCGGCUGGUGGAGUCCAUGAACAUCUUCGAGACCAUCGUCAACAACAAGCUCUUCUUCAACGUCUCCAUCAUUCUCUUCCUCAACAAGAUGGACCUCCUGGUGGAGAAGGUGAAGACCGUGAGCAUCAAGAAGCACUUCCCGGACUUCAGGGGCGACCCGCACAGGCUAGAGGACGUCCAGCGCUACCUGGUCCAGUGCUUCGACCGGAAGAGACGGAACCGCAGCAAGCCGCUGUUCCACCACUUCACCACCGCCAUCGACACCGAGAACGUCCGCUUCGUGUUCCACGCGGUGAAAGACACCAUCCUGCAGGAGAACCUGAAGGACAUCAUGCUGCAGUGAGCAGGAAGGCCCCGGGGUUUGUCGUCUCCUGCAGGAGAACCUGAAGGACAUCAUGCUGCAGUGAGCAGGAAGGCCCCGGGGUUUGUCGUCUGUGACCAGCCUCCACGGCUGUGGGCCAGACUCCUGGGUGUGUGUUGUCUGUGUGGUCCUCGAGUGGGUUUCUCGGAUCCGUGCCCUGGAAUACCUGGCUCAGGAAUGCUGUCAGACCAGCCAGCCAGUGAGCUCUGGGCAAAAGGACAUGGAAACUGUUACGUUAGCUACUGAAUCCUGGGGGCUAGUGAAACUACUGAAAACUCGAGUGAUGAUGUUGUGAAGACGGAACACCUAAUCACACAGCUUGCUUUGCUUUUACAGAAACGUUCCUCUUUUUCUGACACAAUUGAAUUGAGGACCGUGUGUGUGUGUAUGUAUGUGUACACACACGCUCUGUCUUUAAUGACAGAAACACAGAAACCAGCUGGCCUUGCAGACGGCUUUUCUAACUCGCAAGUCUUCUGAGACAGACUAACCUGAAAGCUUUGCCUAACGGUAGCUUGUAGAGAUCCAGUGCACGCCGAUGCUGCUAAACUCAGAGUGCCUGAGCCCGGCCCUGCAGCCCCAGCCGCAGUGUCUGAAGGCCACCUCCCAAAGGGAGCACGUUGCCUUUUCAAACUCCCGUGCCGAUUUCCUAAGAGCCCCUAGUCCACGCCUCUCAGAUGAAGCUGAGGAGCCGUGUCUAGGAUCCCUUCCCAGCUCUGAGGAUGGGCCGGGGAGCUCUGCAGGGGUGGAUUCACCUUAUGCCCCUACAGCAGGCUCAGCCUUACCCCCCCUGCCCGAUGCCCAGCAGCACAACACGGACUGAGACAGGAUGCCCACGGGGACUGCUGCUCUGUCCGCAUACACACAGCGGUGCUCUUCUCCCCUUAGCCACCCCCAUCCAACCCAACGGCAAAGACACAGAGACCAGGUCCCCUUGCAGAUGGCUUUCCCAUCUUCCUGCAAGUCAUCUGCGCACACACAGUUGGCAGCACAUAGCGUUUCCUUCUUUCAGAAACAUUCUUCUUCUGGGGCUUCAGAAAGCUGGCAAGGCCACUAGCAGAGCUUUUGUUAAUGCCCCAGCGGCUUGGCGAGCUCACAGCUGACCUUUCAGGAAGCCCACAGACGCUGGAGGAAUCUUGAGUUUCUCCAAACUGCCGCUCCACCAGUGCCUUUGGACAGCCGUGCCUGUUUGCAGCUCUCCUGUAAGUCUGAUUCUCAUCGAGGCCCCUUGCUCCUAUGACUGUGCUUGCAGAACAAGUAAACAGUCUCAGAUGCCGCUGUCCCGGGGAGCCCGCGGAAGCCUGUGAAUGUUGAUACAAGCUGGCCAGUCCUGGGCCCAGUUCACUUGUCCAGCUACCUGCCAGGUGGCUUUCACUGUGUUUAAAAUACAUUGCAUUCCAAGCUGGUCCCCUCUGUGUGUCACUCUACUGAGAAAUCCUGCCUAGUGCGUUUGGGGAUGUGUCCUAGCAUUUAAAAAAAAAAUGAAAAGCUUCCUCUUAACUGGCACCCGGACAUUGCUGUGGUUCAGUUACACAUCCCAGGGCCCUUGUCCCGAGGCCUCUGCAGCUCACCCUCAGCUUGUUUCCUGCAAACCUGAUAAAUACAAGCCCUUGGGACAGAUGCAGAAGAGGGAGGGGAAAACCUGCCUCUGGGUCACCCUGUGAGCAGCGCGUUUUCAUCAGGAGACAGCAUGGAACUCUGUGUUGCAGUGCUCAAGGGCGUGCGUCAGAGUUUGCUGGGCUUGUGGCUCCUUUUUUGGCUGGAUAAAGAAGUUGCUGUUUUUGUACUGCUUCUGUGGCUCUUCACAGACCUAAAGGAUGUGACCAGAGCUGAGUGCUGAUGACCAGGUUUUAAAGGAGAAAGAAACCUCUGGUGGGUCUCUCGGGAUGGUCUCAGGUCACAUUUUCAGUUUCCAACAGUGAUGCGCAGCCCGGUCCAGAGCGUGGUGAGCUUUGUUUGCCUCCCGGGUCUGCUUUUACUGUCUCUCCUGUGUGUGUUAAAAUCCAGGGCCCAGAGGAAGUGCAAGCGGGUCCUCCGCCAACUGGCGGAGCCUCUUGGUGGCGCUGUUGGCGACAGCAGCGCUGUCAUUGGCGUAGCAGGGGAGUUCUUUGAAACACCUUCCUGAGUAGUCCAGACUUGUCAAUGAGUGCUUUUUUUUCCUGUAAACAGUCUAACAUAUUUACUCGUCACUUUCAAACCGAAAGCAUGAAAGGAAGGAGAUGUUGUGGGGUCCGUUUAACUCGAUAGAAAGCACAGUGGGAUGGCCCCCGGCCUGGGCUCUUGACCCGCUCAGCACUGGCCCCACCUUCCUGGCCUAGGCACUUGGCCUUGCUGAGCUGGACUUCCUCCUCCUCCUCAUGACCAGGGUAAAUUAGAACGUGUUUAAAGACACCCCCUUCCAAAUUCUGUAACACAUUGUAAUUGGAGGAGAAGGAAACUGCAAGGCUAAACUGUCAUUUACAACUUUGCUACACAUAGACCGUAGUCAGUUUUGUCUCCAGAACCUUAGGCUUUUGUAUUUUUUAAUUUUAAUUUCAUUGUUAAUCCUUAUUGUCUUUUUUUAUUAAGAUGUUGGAAAAGCAGGAGGUAGAUUUGCCUCAUCUAUUAUUGCAAAAAUGUAACAAUAAAGUUCCUCAAAAUAAGGUGUGUUCCUCAUAGCUAACUCUUUACAUAUAAGAACGCAUAUAGGGAUUUUACUGAAAUCUAUUUUUAACUCUUCUGUUUGUAGAGAAAUUGUUUCAAGGAUUUUGAGUCGUAGGUCUAAUUUAUAGAGAUCUCUAGAAUUCGUAUUGUAAUUUUCCUACUUCUUUGAUAAAAGAAAAAUGAGUCAGAUUAUUUUAACUCCAAGAUUAAAAAAAAAAAAAAACUUGA